This is a messenger RNA of Pyrgilauda ruficollis (rufous-necked snowfinch), 9154 nucleotides long. It is a transcript of the gene PER2, whose product is annotated as period circadian regulator 2. Gene Ontology annotation, cellular component: nucleus; cytoplasm. The coding region runs from base 2654 to 6832 and encodes 1392 amino acids. Lineage: Eukaryota; Metazoa; Chordata; Aves; Passeriformes; Passeridae. Gene Ontology annotation, biological process: circadian regulation of gene expression; entrainment of circadian clock by photoperiod; negative regulation of transcription by RNA polymerase II. The transcript is spliced from 25 exons. Gene Ontology annotation, molecular function: transcription cis-regulatory region binding; transcription corepressor binding. The record is from RefSeq and is a predicted model, not a curated record.
GGUGAUAUCUCACUGCACUCUCAGGCUCUCUCACCGGUGUAGGGUGGGUGGUGCAGGGGCCUGAGCGAACCCCUGUGUGACCAAUGUACAACAAUUCACUAAAUGCUUCCUUACUGUGAGAUGGGAAAUGUCAAUGGUCUCUGAGUGUUGGGCUUGAACAGAAAGGGGAAAUAUGCUUUUAAUAAAUAUGAAAAACUUUUCUGAACAGCCAGAAUUGAAAGCAAUCACAUGGUAACGUGUUAACACGCGGAAAUACUGUUGCCGAGAACAGUACAUACGUUUAAGAGCUCGGAAAUUCUUAGUUUAAUCACUGCUGUAGUUGCUCAGACUGAUGCUGCCGGCCGGAUCGGGAGGGAGCUGCAGCGCUACGCUCUCCUGCGCUGCCCUUUGCUUUGUGACCCGGCGCCUCCUGAACAAUACGCGGGGGCACUUUCGAAACUUCAGGGCGUGCACCCAGCGCGGGCGGCAGCACCAGGAAACGGGAUACGGGCGCUGCUGCCUUAUGAAUAUAUUGAUGACACUUUGAGAUUUGGAAAGACCAUGAUUAAUACAUUCAUUGAGGUGUGACUUCAGUUCUCUGCAGAAAGUGAACCUGGUUCAGUUUGGUUUGCCUCCCGUAUCACAGGUGUGUUCCUACAGCAGGGUUUUCACUCCUUUAUAGUAUUUGAAGUCUUCUGUGCUUAGAAUAGAGAUAUGUCAGUAUGGAAGAAAAUGAGGAAAUGUCACAAGUUCUGUGUUCUUUGGGAGCUGAACAAAUUAGACUUCCUUCUGUGGAAAACACUUUAGUGGAGAUGCUAUCUGUAGAUGAACUCUUGUAGUGUUUUGGGACUUGGGCAUACUCAAUCACCUGUGCAUUUCCUCUGAAAAAUAAAAGAAAACAGGUAAAAUUGGCUGCCUCUAAUUCUGUUCAGAUUGUUUAAAUACAAGCCAUUCAAACCAGGCAUUUUGUUUCAGAUAAAAAUCCUGUUGGUGUAGAUUUGUCUAACUUGCCAUUAAAUUGUAAAAAGGCUUAUCAUGAUAAUUUUUAGUAGUUUACAAGGACUAUUCUUUCUUAAUGUUUUAAUGUCUUCUUAAAUGUGUUAAAUACAUGAAACCAAUAUGAUGCACAAUUAAAAUGGUACAUGCUGCCACUGUGAGUAUAUCUUCAAACUUAGACUUUUGAAAACCUUUUUAACUUUUUUUAAUUGAAAUUUUACAGGGAAUCGAGUUAGUGUAAAGGAAUUGCAAGAGCUGUCUUUAAACAAAGAUUUAACUGGUGCUGAAAGACAUUCCAGAAAUGACCAGAAAUACCAUUUCCAAUGUUCAGGCUAAAAACUGUGAAAUCUGCAAGCAGUUCUGGCUACGGCAAUUUCUAAUGCUUCUUGUGGCCAGAGAUAAAGCCUAUAAUUUAAAUCCUGUAUUAUCAGUUUAUGAUAAAAACAGAAGCAAAACAUUUAAAGAACCAGUGCAUACGAUUUAUAUCAUGAGUAUUUUAGAACUUGUACUGGCUUCAUGUCAUGCAGGACGGAAUGUUGUGAAUAAAUUCUUCCUUUAGUCUGGCCAACACAAGUGUACUUUCAACAGUUGGUAGGCGUGCAGCAUGUUAAAUUAAGGCAUGUUAGCAUGGGCUGCCUUCCAGAGUGGUUAGCUUGGGAUUUGAACACUGUUCCAAACAUUUCUUCUGCGUAUUCAGAUGAAGCACUUAGAAUGAUGUAACUGUCUGCCACACAAAUGUUGGUCUUCUGAACUUCUGAUUUUUAUUCUACCAUUUAUUUGUGCCACACAGCAGUGGCGUGCACCAACAGACUUAGUUUCCUAGAUUUCCUAGAAGAACUUUCAGUUAUUUUGUUUUUCAUCAAAAUUCCCAGCAUCUCUCUUGAGAAACUUUUUUUAGGAAGAAUAAUAAUGUUAAUAGGCUUUGUUAGUACAGACUUCUGACCAUAAAGAAACACUUUUUUACUGUGAGAGGGAGUGAGCACUGGAACAGAUUGCCCAGAGAGACCAUGGAAUAUCCAUUUUUGAAGAUAGCCAAAAGUCAUCUCUUGGUGGUCCUGAGCAGCCUGCUCCAAGGUGACUCUGCCUGAGCAGGGAGUUGGACAAGGUUCCUCCAGAAGGCUCUUUUGAUCUCAAUCAUUAUGUGAACUGAAAUUUUAUAACUGCCUGGUAAAAUCUUUAAUGCUCUUACCAAUCCCACUGGGACAGAGAGACAUAAAAUUAUAUUGCAACCAAAACUUGAUGAGCACUUGGAGCUCCUGCUGACCACAUCAGGCAUUUGGCUCUGUGCCCUUUUGGGAGGCCAGCCCUGUGCUCCCAGUGGCUGUGUCAACCCAUGCAGACUGUACACAGUGUGGUACCACUCUGAUUGUGAAUCCUAAGGGUUAUUUUGUCUAGUGCAAAACAUGUUAUUAGUUUAAAACUCUUUAAGACCUUAUUUCAGAGCAAAAGUGUUUAAAAUGCAAAUUUGUGUCUUCUUCCUCUGCUGUAUGACAGUUUCAUGUUUAACCACCAUUUAUCUGCAUAGGAGUGACAUAGCUGUGAGCAUCUCUCUGGUAUCUGUUUGAAGAGGACACUGUUGGGGGGCCCAGGUAUUUCUUUUAUAUUUUAUAGUUAUAGAGGUGUCCGGACUCUGUAAUGGUCAAAGAUUUCCAGUAGAAGAGGAUGAGACAAGAAUUAAAUGCAUGUGGGAGACUCUGGACCUAGGCACUUCAUGCUUUUGAUGCUAGCUGGGAGGGAGCUUGAUAAACACUUAUUGCCACCUUUUCGUAGAAAAAACAGUGUUUCUGAUGAGUGUCCCACGGACUCUGUCAAGUUCUGGGGGUUCUCCUCUGGCACUGAGGAGCAGAACCCUGAGCAGCAGCCUGGCAUCAGUGGAAACCUUUCUCUGUCGUUCUCCUUAAAAGAGCAGCUCAAGAUGAGUGACUAUUCUGGACUUCCAAGUGACCACAGCCAGAUGAUUGCUGAAGACUCAGAAAUUCAAGCAAAGCCUGAACACUCUCAUGAAGUUCUUCAGGAAGAUAUUGAAAUGAGCAGUGGCUCCAGUGGAAAUGAUUCCAGUGGAAAUGACUCCAGUGGGAAUGACACAAAUGAAAACUAUUCAAGUGGGCAUGAUUCUCAUGGUCAUGAAUCUGAUGAAAAUGGGAAGGAUUCAGCAAUGCUCAUGGAAUCUUCAGAUUGUCAUAAAAGUUCAAGCUCAAAUGCGUUUAGUCUGAUGAUUGCAAACUCUGAACACAAUCAGUCCAGCAGUGGAUGCAGUAGUGAGCAGUCCACUAAAGCCAAAACACAAAAGGAAUUGCUGAAAACACUGCAGGAGCUGAAAGCUCACCUUCCUUCUGAGAAGAGAGUCAAAGGAAAAUCCAGUGUCCUAACGACGUUGAAAUAUGCCCUUAAAAGCAUUAAACAAGUUAAAGCCAAUGAGGAAUAUUACCAGUUGUUGAUGAUUAAUGAAUCCCAACCUGCUGGUCUCAAUGUAUCAUCUUACACAGUGGAAGAAGUGGAGACUAUAACCUCAGAAUACAUCGUGAAAAAUGCGGAUAUGUUUGCUGUAGCUGUUUCUUUGAUAACUGGGAAAAUUUUAUACAUCUCUGAUCAAGCUGCUUCUAUUCUCCGCUGCAAGAGGGGCUAUUUUAAAAAUGCCAAAUUUGUGGAGUUCUUGGCACCUCAGGAUGUCAGUGUGUUUUAUACUUCUACCACCCCAUACAGAUUACCAUCAUGGAACAUUUGCAAUAGAGCUGAGUCUUCCACCCAGGAUUGCAUGGAAGAGAAAUCUUUUUUCUGUCGUAUCAGUGCGGGAAAGGAGCGUGAAAAUGAGAUUUGCUAUCACCCAUUCCGGAUGACUCCCUACCUUAUCAAAGUGCAAGAUCCAGAAAUAGCAGAAGACCAGCUUUGCUGUGUGCUGCUUGCAGAAAAAGUCCAUUCUGGUUAUGAAGCGCCCAGAAUUCCUCCUGACAAAAGGAUUUUUACAACUACGCACACACCGACCUGUUUGUUUCAGGAUGUAGAUGAAAGAGCCGUCCCUCUGUUGGGAUACCUACCUCAGGAUUUAAUAGGAACACCAGUCUUGGUGCAUCUUCACCCAAAUGACAGACCCUUAAUGCUAGCAAUUCACAAAAAAAUUCUUCAGUAUGGAGGGCAGCCUUUUGACUAUUCACCAAUCAGGUUUUGCACUAGGAAUGGAGAUUAUAUCACCAUGGACACCAGUUGGUCUAGUUUCAUCAACCCCUGGAGUCGAAAAGUUUCAUUUAUUAUUGGGAGACACAAAGUUAGGACGGGUCCCUUAAAUGAAGAUGUCUUUGCUGCUCCCAACUACACAGAGGACAGGAUCCUGCACCCCAGUGUUCAGGAGAUCACGGAGCAGAUCUACCGGCUCCUACUGCAGCCUGUACACAACAGUGGAUCCAGUGGCUAUGGAAGUCUGGGUAGCAAUGGUUCACAUGAGCACCUGAUGAGUGUGGCAUCCUCCAGUGACAGCACAGGAAAUAAUAAUGAAGACACUCAUAAGGAUAAACCAGAGGUUUGUCAAUAUGCCCGUAAGGUCAAGAAUAAAGGACAGCAUAUUUUCACUGACAGUAAAGCAAAACUGGACUACAAGAAAGAGUCUUUGGCAGAAAAACAGAAUACUGCUGGUGCUCAGGUGAAAGGUGUAGGGGGAAAGGAUACUGCAGGAACAGUUGCUCCAAAAAAUGUGGCUACUGAAGAGCUGGCUUGGAAAGAACAACCUGUGUAUUCCUAUCAGCAGAUCAGCUGUUUGGACAGUGUCAUCAGGUACUUGGAGAGUUGUAAUGUGCCUGGUACAGCAAAAAGAAAAUGUGAGCCUUCAACAAGUGUUGCAUCACUGAGUUCUGGAGUUCAUGAACAAAAAGCAGCUGAUAAUUCUAUCCAGCCAUUGGGAGAUCCUGCUGUGUUGAAGGCAUCUGGUAAAUCAAGUGGUCCCCCAGUGGUUGGUGCUCACUUAACAUCUUUGGCUUUACCUGGCAAGCCUGAAAGUGUUGUGUCUCUCACCAGUCAGUGCAGCUACAGUAGCACCAUUGUUCACGUUGGAGACAAAAAAACACAACCUGAAUUAGAAAUGAUAGAAGAUGGUCCAAGUGGAGCAGAAAUCAUAGAUGGCCAACUUCUUGCCCCUCCAUCCAGUUCUGCACACAUAAAUCAAGAGAAGGAGCCAUUUAAAAAACUGGGACUUACAAAGGAGGUGCUUGCAGUGCAUACACAAAAAGAGGAGCAGAGCUUCUUGAACAAAUUCAAAGAAAUAAAGAGAUUUAAUAUUUUUCAAUCGCACUGUAAUUACUACUUACAAGAUAAACCAAAAGGACGGCCUGCUGAACGUGGUGGCCGUGGACAAAGAAACGCCACUUCUGGAACGGAUCAGCCUUGGAAGAAAAGCGGAAAGAACAGGAAAUCGAAACGCAUUAAACCGCAGGAAUCUUCGGACAGCACAACUUCUGGAGCUAAAUUCCCCCACCGCUUCCCCCUCCAGGGUUUAAAUGCCACAGCCUGGUCACCAUCAGAGACGUCCCAAGCCAGCUACUCAGCAGUGUCCUUCCCCACUGUCAUGCCCGCGUAUUCUCUUCCUGUUUUCCCGGCAGCAGGGGCGGUGCCACCGGCUCCCGAGACUUCUCUCUCUGGUUUCAAUCACUUGCCAGACUCUGCAAACGCUUGUCCUGUGGGGCCAUCCCAGUUCUCUGCACCCUUCAUGACCCCUGUGGUGGCUCUCGUGCUGCCCAACUACAUGUACCCGGAGAUGAACAAUAACUUACCUCAAACGCUUUACCCCGGCCAGCCCAACUUCCCUGCCCAUCCCACCUUCUCCUCACAGACGAUGUUCCCCCCACAGCCCCCCUUUGCCACGGCCAGCCCCUUCCCACAGCAGGCGUUUUUCCCAGCGCAGCCAUUCCAGUACAACCCCCCAGCAGAGACUGAGAGGGCUCCGGUGGCCGAGCCCCGCAACGACCCCUCCCGUUCCUGCACUCCGCAGUCACCGGCUCCUCAGGACCAGGCUUCCCCACCGCUGUUCCAGUCCAGGUGCAGCUCUCCUCUCAACCUCCUGCAGCUGGAAGAAACCACAAAAACUGCAGAGAGCGGAGCAGCUGCGGGGUUACACGGAGCUCUGGCUGAGGAGGGAGCCAUGGGCAACAUCAGCGCAGCAGACAACGGCAGUGGCAAGGAAUCCUUACCUGCUGAAUCUCCAAUGGAUGCUCAAAACAGCGAUGAGCUCUCCAUGUCCAGUGUCCUGCUUGACAUUUUACUGCAGGAGGAUGCGUGUUCAGGCACUGGCUCAGCCUCUUCAGGGAGUGGUGUGUCUGCAGCUGCUGAGUCCCUGGGCUCUGGGUCCAAUGGCUGUGGCAUGUCAGGGAGCAGAACAGGUAGCAGUGAAACUAGUCACACCAGCAAAUACUUUGGCAGCAUUGAUUCCUCAGAGAAUCACCAUAAAACCAAAAUGAAGACAGAAAUGGAGGAAAGCGAGCACUUCAUCAAGUAUGUGCUCCAGGAUCCCAUCUGGCUGCUGAUGGCCAACACAGAUGACACAGUGAUGAUGACUUACCAGAUCCCCUCCCGGGAUUUGGAAACAGUUUUAAAGGAAGAUAAGCAGAAAUUAAAGCAAAUGCAGAAACUACAGCCAAAAUUUACAGAAGAACAAAAAAGAGAGCUUAUUGAAGUUCAUCCAUGGAUUCAGCAAGGUGGACUGCCAAAAACUGUUGCUAAUUCUGAAUGUAUUUUUUGUGAGGACAAUAUACAGAGCAAUUUUUAUACAUCAUAUGAUGAAGAAAUCCAUGAAAUGGACCUUAAUGAAAUGAUUGAAGAUAGUGGAGAAAACAACUUGGUUUCCCUGAAUCAAGUCAGUGAAGAACAAACAUAGCCUUUGAGCCUGUUGUUUUGAAAAUUGCUUCAAAACGAUAGUGAAGGAUCCACAAAGGUUUUCAUCUUUUAUCCAGCUGGAUGAAUGCAGUUCAUAAAAGCAAAUGUGUUUUUCUUGCUCUAGAAGAGUCAUUUGUGAAUGAAUCUCUUUUUAAAUGGUGGCAAUCUCUUCCCAGUAAGGACAUUGUUGAAGAUGGUAUAGCUUUUCUUUAAAAGACUCAUUUUGCACUUACAUGCCUCAAGUAUUUCUUUAUAAACUAUAGAAACUUUCAUUGAUGCCUACUGUUUUUGUAGAGUGGGUUAAGAAGUGCUGAAAAUCUCACAUACAGUUCUUCAAAUCUCCUUUUGGUGGUGGUGGUGGUGGUGGUUCAGCAUCAUAAAUUGUUGAGCAAUUCUGUUAGUGGCUCUUUAGCAUUGUUCUUAAUAUUUGAAGUGGUCCAGCAUAGUAGAAGAAAUAACCUUCAAGGAAAUCAAUUCACACUUGCCCUUCUCAUGACAGUUGAUCCCAUCCUCUUUGUUUGUCUCCUCUAGUUCUGAAUGUAGGAGCUUCUUUUGUCUAAGAGGAACGUUGAGCUGAUUUUAUAAGAUGGUCUGGUAUUAAAGCUCAUGUUGAUGUGUAAGUACAGAGGACUGCAGACAACUUUGUAGCCUUUUAUGUAAAUGGACACUGCAAAACUAUGAACUGUUCAUUACCUUGAAGCAUAAUUUCUGAGAAAUUUUUACUCAAGAAAUCCUUAUGCUUAAAGAUUUUAAAAACUUAAGACCACAGAGGAUGACUGGCCGCGCUCCAGUGGCUGUUAGACAGACCUUGGGGUAGCUUUAACCUUUAUUGCUGACGUGUUCUGCCAGGAGGUUGGCCAUCAGUUUUUCCAAUGUGGCUAAACAAACAUCAAAUUUGUAUGUGGCAAGAGAGAAUUAGAUGUGUCUUGUCAUUUGAAGAUAGUUCUUAUAAAAAAGAAAUUAUUUUCAGAAUAGUGUCGACUCACUCUAUUUGAUUUACAUAAUGUCAAAUUUAGCGUGGCUGGAAUCCUUUGCUGUGGAAGAUUUCAUUUUAAUGCCUCUGAGAUUGUAUUGACUGGAAUGUGUGUACUUUGUGUUCCUGUGCUGUUUAUGUCUGUUGGAUGUGGGAAGAGAACGGGAGAGAACAACUGUUAAUAUGUUGGGUAGUUAAAGGGCUCAUUCAGUCCUUUAAAGCAGUUUAGUUGCUGCAUUGCCCGGUGUCAGCUGUAAGUCUUGGUGUGAAAAGUGACGAAAGUUAAUUGAAUUUAACUUCGAUAUGUUUGUCUUAAAAUAUUUUUCAUGGGAAGCAUUUCCUUUUUUAGUAGGAUAACAUUUCUAUUCCCUGAAAUUUAAGGUUAUUUUCAUUCUAUACAAAUAUUUAUCUUUUUAUACAGAGAGGAUGUGAAGUUAGAUCUAGCACCAAAAACAUGCAAAAGUGACUGGUAUUCGCUUAGCAGAAGAAAUAAUUUGUUUCAAGUAACUAGUUAUCAAUUGGAAAAUUUGCACUGGAGACAGGUUCUGCAGGUAGCAAAGUGUGUCAGCUUGUGAAACAAGCAGAAUCACAAUCUUAAAGAAUGAAUAAGUAUUUUAAAUGAAGCACUACCCAGCAAGAUCUGAUGCCUGUCUUUAACAGUUCAGCAAGGUCAAACGUAAAUAUUUGUAAAUACAAAGUAAAUGAGAAAUUUUCCAGUGUUGGUGUUCACGUCCGAUGUAUUCAAUGUUUUAAUCAUAAAUGGAACAGUGCAGCUAUACCAACAUACUAAAUAUAUUUCAUUUUUACAUGAAAACACAAACAUGGACCAGCGUUUGGGAAAAACAAAAGCUUUAUAUAAAAGGAGUGCAUCAUCAUUAUACAAAUAAUUUUCAAAGACUUCUCAACCACUUUGAACUUCUUUGCUUUAGCAUGCUUUUUUUUUUUCCCCCCAUGUCUUUUUUUAUUUCUCCUCAUUUCUUUUAUUUUUUUUUUUCAGUGACCAUCUUGUAACCAUAACUUAGUGAAAGGAAGAGAAAAGUAUAUUUAGAGCAUUUUGUGGAUGUGCUUACUUAUGGACUUAAUCUUGCAUCCUUAAAGUGUUUGCAUUUACAGGGUGGUAUUAAAAUAUUUUCCUGUAACUUUAAAUCUACAUGCCUCCAUUUAUAGAUAAGAUUCUGAAGCUGUAAUUUUUCCAAACUGUUGUAAGAUGAUUUAUUUGUGAUGACACUUUGUCAACAUGUCAACAAUGUUUUCUGUACACUGUGCAAUAUAUUUUGGUUUUGCCACUUGUGACUAAUUUUUAUGACUUUGCUUUUUAGAAAACUGGUAAAUAAAACAGAUAUAUUUUUA